Molecule: messenger RNA, 3289 nt
Organism: Vicugna pacos (alpaca)
Lineage: Eukaryota; Metazoa; Chordata; Mammalia; Artiodactyla; Camelidae
Gene: NUS1
Product: NUS1 dehydrodolichyl diphosphate synthase subunit
Cellular component (GO): dehydrodolichyl diphosphate synthase complex; endoplasmic reticulum membrane
Molecular function (GO): ditrans,polycis-polyprenyl diphosphate synthase [(2E,6E)-farnesyl diphosphate specific] activity
Source: RefSeq, a predicted model, not a curated record
UGGAGAAGCUGCCUGUGCAUAUGGGCCUGGUGAUCACCGAGGAGGAGCAGGAGUUCAGCUUCUCGGACAUCGCAAGCCUCGUGGUGUGGUGUAUGGCCGUGGGCAUCUCUUACAUUAGCGUCUACGAUCACCAAGGUAUAUUCAAAAGAAAUAAUUCCAGAUUGAUGGAUGAAAUUUUAAAACAACAGCAGGAACUUCUGGGUUUAGAUUGUUCCAAAUACUCACCAGAGUUUGCAAAUAGCAAUGACAAAGAUGAUCAAGUUUUAAAUUGCCAACUGGCAGUGAAGGUGCUGUCCCCAGAAGAUGGAAAAGGAGAUAUUGUGAGAGCUGCUCAAGACUUUUGCCAGUUAGUAGCCCAGCAGCAAAAGAAAUCCACAGAUUUGGAUGUAGAUAUGUUAGACAGUUUACUUAGUUCAAAUGGUUUCCCUGAUCCUGAUUUAGUAUUGAAGUUUGGUCCUGUGGACAGCACACUAGGCUUUCUUCCCUGGCACAUCAGGUUGACUGAGAUUGUCUCCUUGCCUUCCCACCUAAACAUCAGUUAUGAGGACUUUUUCUCUGCCCUCCGUCAAUAUGCAGCCUGUGAACAGCGUCUGGGAAAGUAGGGAUCCCUGGUUGUGUAAUUUGAUUUCAGGCUUUUGGAGAAAAGGACUCAAAUGACUCUGAUGUUUACAAAGCACCUAUGAAACCCUAUAUACACCUAGUUCAUAAUCCUCAUAAUUUAUCAACAAACACAAAAAAGUGUCUUACUGGAGAGUAAGAGUAUGUAUGUGUGAGUGAGUAUGUGUGUGCGUGUGUGUGUGUGCGUGUGUGCGUGGAAAUAAACUUAUAAAUGGGGAAGUAUUGGAGAAGGAAAAUGUGGACUUGCACCUUUGAGCAAAUAGUAGCAAUGUUUUAGGAGCUAAACUUUCAAAUUUAAAGGCUUCAGCCCCAACUACUUCCCUAUUUUUGUGGGGAGAGAAAGGGGUGAUUAAAGCUGUUUUGUUGUUGUUUCGGGGGGAGGGGAAUACUUUUUGUUCAAUCUUUCCUAGUGACCAAACUUUAAUUUCUGAGAAUAAUGUAUUAAAUGGAACCAUUCUGAGUUUGAGGGAUCUCCAGAGGAGUGGAGUUCUGCUCACAUGUUAGAAGUUUGCUCACCUCUGGAGCAGAGGGAAUACUUACUUCCAGACAUCCGUCCAUUUUCAUUUCUUCAUUAUUGUCAAACAACAUGACCUGAAAGUGUUGCUCUGUUGUCUGUGAGCUGGGUUGUGAAGAUCAUUUGAAAAGAACUCUUACAACAUUGAAAUGCAGAAUUUAAAAAAUUAAGUAUUGUAUGAGGCAGUCAAAAGAAGGUAAAAACAUUGUAAUCUUAGAAGUAAAGAUGGGAAGUUUCCUUAAUAAGGAAAGUUUUGAUUUCCUUUUCUGUUCAGUGGGCAGUGUGCUAAAGAGUACCCAAAAUUGGUUUAAAAAAUAAUUCCAUUAACUGUGUUUAUUUAAAAUAAGCAUGUGAGGGAAGUUACCAAGGCAGCUCUUUUUCUUAAAAGUAACCUGUUCCUCUUUGAAAUAGCACAUCUAGGGCCGUGUUAGUACUCAGUAAAUCCUGAUGGUGACUUUGCAUAAAAGAUCUUUAAGUAAGAUUGAGGCCUGUGUAGGUAAUAAACUAUUACUGAAGUCUACAGAAGUAAUUUAAUUUUGCAUGUUGUCUUUCAUGGCCAGAGAACAGGACUGGUUCUGUUAUUUUUAAAAUGAAUAAAUGAUUUUUUUGUUAGGUGUUUAAUAUUUCUUUCCUCACUGCUGAUCCUUGGAUAGAAACCAUUCUUUACAUUUGAUGGACUGUUUUCAGAAGAAUCUUAUCAACAAGUGCCCAAUAGUUAUCCAAAACUCUGCAUUUAGAAUGGAGUAGUUUAAAUACUAGGUUUCAGAGUCUGAAAAAUAGCAAAGCAAGACUGGAUUUGGAAAGCAAGGUCUGGAGUUGCUUGUCAAAUUCUGAAGCUAUGAAGAGUAAAUGUUCUGACUUUGGAUUACAAAACCCCAUUUAUGAUUUUAAAAAUACACUUGAAAUAAAAUGAUUAAACUAAAUUUUGGUUCAGUGACAUUACUUUGCACAGUAUAGUUCUUUGUACAUUGUGAGACUUUUUUUAGUCUUAAUUUAUUGCUUGAAGGUUUUGUGUGAUGCUACAGCGUCUCUCUCAACUUUACCAGAGAAUUUUUAUUUCUGUUCCCCUGUACUGUGAUCCAUGUUCUAUUGAGGCUUUUUGGCCUUAGUUUAAGACUGAAAUUAUGCCUUUUAUAAACGUGUCUUUUUUAAACAUUCUGGAAUAUAUAUGGUUUUAAUGAAUUAAAUUUAUUGGGCCCAGUUGAAGUAAAGGGAUUUCUUAUUUGUUAAAAUGAAGUUGGUCAAAUAAAUUACCCACUGGGAUAUAGCCAAAGUCACGAAAGGUUUAAUAGUUGAAUCUUUGUGUGUUUAUUUUCUCCUUAACAUUUCAUAGCAGUAUAGUGUUACGCAUCAGGGUGAAUCUGUAAGCUGUGACCUGAGUCUUACAGCCCUAGGAAGAGGCCCUUAAAACAAGUUGCUAAGGAUUCUGAUUUCAGGUAAAGGCAUUCCAGAUCCUUCUCACGAGUUUAACUGCGAGUAUCGUCUCCACAGCUUGAAUGGCAUUAGUCAUUCUGUAAUCCCUGCCAGAAUCAUCGCUAGUUACGUGUUGUCAGGGCUCCCUUUGCACUCCCGAGAAGAAUUGGUAACUUUACAGUGUUGUUUGUCUCUAUGUGUUUUGAAGGAUAUUGUCUUUAAAUUGUUUCUUCUUGACACUCCCCAUAGUGGAAAAAUUAUCAAAUUAAACCUACCUUAUGGAUGGUAGCUUGGAGCCUAUCAAGAAGUUGGAGGGUGUGAAUUCCAUUCCCAAUUCUGGUUCUGUUUUAUUUUUUAACACUGAUAACUGUUAGAAAGUUUGAAAGCUGGUUUUCAUGUGAGUAGCAAAUUUUGGUAUAUUGUAACUAAGGCUUAAUAAUGCCUAUCUUAAGAGAGGAAUGUGUUGUAAUAUUAAAGAACAGUGCCAAAUACACUGUGCACGUCUACAGUUUAAUCUUUGAAUGUAUGUUACUUGAUUAGCUCCCUCCUCCUGUGUGAUGGUCCCAUGCAUAGAGUCAAAUCCUUGUGAUGUUUUGUAUGCUGUAGACUUUGGCAACAUGUAAAUAAUGUGUAAAGCAAGUUUUUAUGAUUAAGGAAUCAAAUUUAUUGAAUUUUAUUAUUGAAAGUUGAAACAACAUGUAUGAACAAAAACAAUAAAAGAAUAUACUCUUUUCAUGGACUAUA